UGCGCAUCUGUCAUGGCUGCUCACUGAUGCCACUCGCACCACAUGGGUGGAAAUAAACAAUUUAUCUCUGAUUAAGAAACACCGACUUGGCAGCAGAGUAAAACGGUUAACCGCCGGUAUUGAUCUGGGACAGUUCUGACUGAAGGCAGCAGCUCACUUACUUCACUUGAACAAGAGGCAGAGGUCCGGUGAUGCCGCUGGACAUAGAGAUCCCCGUUCUUCGGGGCUUUUUAACACCCAGCGAGGCGACGGAAUGGAAGCAGAGUGUUUUCACUACCGCAGAUGCAGGCUCUCUGCUGGAGUCCCUGAUGGAGGGGGACUUUGAGGCGGUUCUGCUGAGUCCACAGGUGUUAGAUUUGCUCACUGGAGAUGGCAGCUGCUGUGAGGGAGAGGACAUUGAGGCCUAUCUGGAGAGACAGGUCCUACACUACCUGACUGGUGGCAUCAACAAUGACCAGACCAACAGGGAGUUGGUAGUGAUGGCUGUGGCCGUCUCUUCCGUCCACAUGUUUGUCCAGAGUAACUGGACUGGCCCUUCAGUUUCCAUCCACAUCUCUGACCUGCUGCCCCCAGCCCUGCUCUCCUCUCAGCCCCAGACCUUGGUUGAGGCCAUCCACUCCUGCCUGCUCCUGGAUGGAGAGUCAGUGUACAGCCUUGUGGCCAACCCCUUCCUCUUGCUGCUGGCCAGAGUUAUUCUCACCAAGUGCUCCUCUAAGAUGAACAGCCUCCAGCUGCUGCCCUGGUGGACCCUGCGCUACAUUAACCUGCACCAGCAGAUCCUGGAGGCUUGUUCUCCACAGCUCCUCAACUUGGCCCACAGCAGCAUGGACAAAGUGCUGAAAUGCCAGUCUCUGUUGUCGGAACAGAGAAACCUGGCGAUCCAGUUCCACCUGGAGUGUGUCUACACUAGUCUGACCUACUAUGAGUACCAGCCAGCCAAGGAACACAUCAAGAAGGCACAGGAGCUCUCAGGGCUGAAUAUCAACAUGACUGGCGCCCUUGGCAAACGGACCCAUUUCCAGCAGAAGUACUUAGCUCAACUCAUCCUCGAGGUCAACAGGAAGCAGGACCAGCCUGGCCAGACGGACAGUGAGGCCAGUCCCACACCUCCGGCCUUCCUACCUAAAGACUGCAGUCUGGGUGACGACACCGUACUGGAUAAGAUCAGUUUAGCGGAGCCAGCUCAGUUCGAGCUGCCUGACCUCAGUGCAGAGGAGCAGGCUGUCAUCCUGGGCAUCUGCACUGACUUCCAGAAGAAUAACCCAGUCCACAAACUGACUGAAGAGGAACUUCUAGCCUUCACAUCUUGCAUCCUGUCUCAGCCCAAGUUCUGGGCUGUAGAAGUCACAGCACUUUGCCUCAGAACCAAACUGGAGAGGGGACGCUCCCGGUGUGUUGAGAGAGCCAUGAUGCAAACCCAGGCUAUAGUUGACCACUUUGAAGAUAAAAACUGUCCCGUGACUGAGCGGCUCAAAGUCUUCUACUGCUGCCAAGCUCCACCCAGAUGGACGGUCCAGAAACAGCUGGCAAGCCUGCUGACAGACCUGGGCUGCAUGAGUUCAGCUCUGCUCAUGUAUGAAAAGCUGGAGCUCUGGGAGGAUGCAGUUAUCUGCUAUGAGAGGCUGGGCCAGCAUGGCAAGGCCGAAGAGAUCGUUCGCAGGGAGUUGGAGAAGAAGGAGACACCCAGUCUGUAUUGUCUACUGGGAGACAUUUUGAGGGACCAUCAGUACUACGAUCGGGCGUGGGAGCUGUCGGGCAAACGCAGUGCCAGAGCCAUGCGAUCCAAAGCCCUGCUGCAUCUCCGCAAGAAGGAGUUCCAGCAGUGUGUUGACUGUUUUGAGCGGUCACUCAAGAUCAAUACCAUGCAGCUUGGAGUGUGGUUUUCCCUUGGUUGUGCCUACUUUGCUCUGGAGGGCUAUGAAGGAGCUGCCAGGGCUUUCCAGAGGUGUGUGGGACUAGAGCCAGAUAAUGCAGAGGCAUGGAACAACCUCUCUACAGCUUACAUUCGCCUCCAAAAGAAAAACAAAGCCUUUCGUACUCUGCAGGAAGCCCUCAAGUGUAAUUAUGAACACUGGCAGAUCUGGGAGAACUUCAUUGCUGUGAGCACUGACAUUGGGGAGUUUGCUGAAGCCAUUAAGGCCUACCACCGUCUGAUGGAACUCAGGGAAAACUACAAGGACAUCCAGCAGGAGGCAGCAGUGCUCUCCCAGUGCCUAGUCUGCUGGAAAUUAAAAGAAGAAGAGAUCAUAACAUCACAGACUGGCUCUCUGACUGUUCCAGGCAAACCAAAUCACCCAAGAUGUUUGACACACUGGAAAUAUAUCUCUUGAAAUUUUCAGAUGUUGUGGACAAAGCCAGCUACAUGAUUUAAGAAUCAACUGGACUUUGAUAUGAACAUGCACUUCUUCUUACAUAGAGGACGUCAGCUGAGUAGGCAGUCUUUUGGUGUGGCCCAGGACACAUUCACGUACACACUGCAGAAACAGGGUGGCCGUAUGUGGCCCAGACCAACUCUGAAUGAACACUCAGAUCUUACUGUGUCCUCAGUGCUUCUUGGGUGUAUUCUCACCUGUACUCAGAACUGUCCACUUAUGUUUGAAUUACCCAAGACACAUGUGUGCACAGAGCCUAAGACUGCAUUUAUGUGAAUUGAUAGUAGCAGGAACUCCCAUCUCGUGGGUAAACACCAAACCAUACCACAACAGACAUAUUCUGACACAGAGUUUGUCACAGAGUCUGUUUUGCACCUUCUAUUUGUAUGUAACAUGAGACACGAGUCCAUUGUACAAAAAUAAGUCUCUGCAAUUAACUGUUAACUUAGAGUCCACUUAGCAACUUAGCUGGCAGGCUAAACUGCAGUGAGCAAGCUAGCUACUUUAUCUGGUGAGAGCCACAAUGCUAGCAGUUGACUGGUAUGUUAGUGGUCAGUUCACUAGCUGCAGUAGUUCCCAACUCCAGUAGUCACUACAUCACCAAGCUUUUGGCACCAUUUUUAAAAAUGCACAGAUGAACCUUUUCCUAACUGGACCUUAAAAGUGUAGCAGCCAUUAAACCCCAAGGUAAGAAAGUGUCACAUAACUCCUGUGUUACCGAGGUCCACCAAUGAGCUUUUUCUGAGUUUUCAGCCACUUCCAUGAUUGGCAUCAGCAAAUAGCUGGUGAGUUUGCCCCAUGACAAUGAUGAAGAGUUAUGGUGUGAAAAGUAUUCAUUAAUUCUUAUUAAGCAUCCUCUGCUUAAUCAUGAAUACUCCAAAAAAGAUGAUCAGUCAUUUAGACAGUAAAAAACAUUUUUCUGUCCAAACUGCUUUUGAUUCUCAGUUAUUUGCAGAGUGUAAUUCUGCAAACCACAUGUGCUCACAGACAUUUUUAAGCUAACCUAGCCAACAUGACAACUGUCAAAUAACAGAGGAGGGUCGGCUGACAUGGGUUGACACGUUCAGACAGACUUUCAAGUCUGAACAGAGUGUAAUUGUGUACUGCAGUUUUAUAUUAAAUUUGGAAUAAACCUCUGUCAAAACUUCACCUCAAAACUUCACAUGAAAGUACAGUCUCUUUACUUUAAACCACUGUUCUAUUUUUACCCCUCUAUUUUCACAAACAUCCGUCUCACACCUUUAAAUGGUGAUUUGCAUAAAUGGUGUCGACAGCCUCUUGUUACUACAUAAUCUGAUCACAGCCAUAUUUUUAGAAGGAAUAUUUCUGCAUUAUUCAACUUCAUAUUUACCUUCCCUGUAGUUGUUUUUAGCCCCAGCACAGAGUGUGAGAGGUGGAGUGGUAGUGAAGCAGAGAUAGUGGCAGGGACCACCAUGAAUUCUUCUCAUGGAAUGUGUAGCGGGCAUGUGACAAAAGGGCUUUGAUUGGCUGAUAGAUUUCAAAGGAGUUGAGGGUCACAUGGUUCAGCUUUGUGCCUCGUGGGGUUAAAUGGAAACAUAAGAACCUUGUAGUCACACACACAGUCGUUCACAUAUGGACACUAUACACAGAAUCUCUUGAGAAAGAAAAAGUGAGAUUUCUUACUGUCCUUUGUUGUGGUCUGAAAAUAAACUUCAGAAUGAGCUUCGUUGAAA
Messenger RNA from Lates calcarifer (barramundi perch), 4066 nucleotides. It is a transcript of the gene ttc27, whose product is annotated as tetratricopeptide repeat domain 27. Gene Ontology annotation, molecular function: protein binding. The record is from RefSeq and is a predicted model, not a curated record. The transcript is spliced from 17 exons. Lineage: Eukaryota; Metazoa; Chordata; Actinopteri; Centropomidae. The coding region runs from base 192 to 2330 and encodes 712 amino acids.